CGGAGCACUACUAGUCAAAAUUAUUCAGUUGCCAACUAUAGAACCAGCAACAUGUACGCUAAGGUGAUCGUAGCUCUGUGCGCCGUGGGCAUGGCCCGCGCUGGCGGUCUCCUGGCAGCGGCCCCCGUGGCCUACUCCGCCCCCGUCAUCACCAAGACCAUCUCCCCGGCGGUUUCCUCCGUGUCCUCCUACUCCACUCACACGGCACACGCCAGCCCGUACGCCGCGUACGCCGCUGCCCCCGUCGCCACCUACGCCGCGGCCGCUCCCGUCGCGUACGCCGCUGCCCCCGUCGUCGCCAAGACUUACGCCGCUCCCGCCAUCGCGACUUACGCCGCUGCCCCCGUGGUGACCAAGACCAUCACCCCCGCCGUCUCCUCCGUGUCGUCCUACUCGACCCACACCUCCCACGGUUCCCCCGUAGCCACUUACGCCGCCGCUCCCGUGGUCGCUAAGGCCAUCGCUCCCGUAGCCUACGCCGCUCCCGCCGUGGCCGCGUACGCUGCGCCCGUGGUCACCAAGACCAUCACCCCUGCUGUGUCCUCCGUGUCCUCUUACUCUUCCCACACCGCUCACGGGUCCCCCGUGGUAGCCUCUUACGCCGCCGCCCCCGCCGUGGCCUCUUACGCCGCUGCCCCCGCCAUCUCCGCGUACGCCGCUCCCGCCAUCUCCGCGUACGCCGCUCCCGCCAUCUCCACCUACGCCCACGCCGCUCCCGUCCUGAAGUCGGCUGUGGCCUACUCCGCCGCCCCCGCGGUCUCUCACCUCUCCUACAGCGGACUCGGUGCUCAAUAUGGUUGGAAAAGCCUAAAAAACAAAAUUGCUGCCCCCGUCGCCACCUACGCCGCGGCCGCUCCCGUCGCGUACGCCGCCGCCCCCGUUGUCGCCAAGACUUACGCCGCUCCCGCCUUCGCGACUUACGCCGCUGCCCCCGUGGUGACCAAGACCAUCACCCCCGCCGUCUCCUCCGUGUCGUCCUACUCGACCCACACCUCCCACGGUUCCCCCGUGGCCACUUACGCCGCCGCUCCCGUGGUCGCUAAGGCCAUCGCUCCCGUAGCCUACGCCGCUCCCGCCGUGGCCGCGUACGCUGCGCCCGUGGUCACCAAGACCAUCACCCCUGCUGUGUCCUCCGUAUCUUCUUACUCUUCCCACACCGCUCACGGGUCCCCCGUGGUGGCCUCUUACGCCGCCGCCCCCGCUGUGGCCACUUACGCCGCUGCCCCCGCCAUCUCCGCGUACGCCGCUCCCGCCAUCUCCACCUACGCCCACGCCGCUCCCGUCCUGAAGUCGGCUGUGGCCUACUCCGCCGCCCCCGCGGUCUCUCACCUCUCCUACAGCGGACUCGGUGCUCAAUAUGGUUGGGUGAUCGUAGCUCUGUGCGCCGUGGGCAUGGUCCGCGCUGGCGGUGUCCUGGCAGCGGCCCCCGUGGCCUACUCCGCCCCCGUCAUCACCAAGACCAUCUCCCCGGCGGUCUCAUCCGUGUCGUCCUACUCCACUUACACGGCGCACGCCGGCCCGGUCGCCGCGUAUGCCGCUGCCCCCGUCGCUGCUUACGCCGCCGCUCCCGUCGCAUACGCCGCCGCCCCUGUCGUCGCCAAGACUUACGCCGCUCCCGCUUACACGACUUAUGCGGCCGCUCCCCUAGCCACCAAGACUAUUGCCCCAGCUGUGGCCACGUAUGCCGCUGCUCCUGCCGUAGCCGCGUACGCUGCACCGGUUGUGGCUAAGACCAUCGCCCCAGCAGUAUCUUCAGUCUCUUCUUACUCUUCGCAUACCGCUCACGGUCCUGCUGUAGCCACGUACGCGGCUGCUCCUGCUGUGGCGUACUCUGCCGCGCCUGCUAUCUCCACGUACGCUGCUCCCGCAGUAUCUGUCCAUGCUGCUCCCGCGUACACCACCUACGCUCACGCCGCUCCCGUCUUGAAGGCUGCUGUGGCGUAUUCUGCUGCCCCGGCCGUGUCUCACCUUUCUUACAGCGGUCUUGGAGCUAACUAUGGUUGCGCGACGGACCCAGACUGCAUUUCGACCGGCAUCAGGCAGCUGGUCGUAGUCCUGUGCGCCGCGGGCAUCGCCUCCGCCGGCAACCUGCUGCACGCCGCGGCACCCGUGGCGUACGCCUCGCCCGUCUCCUCCGUGUCGUAUUCGACGCACACCGCGCACGCCCCCGUCGCACAAUACGCCGCCGCUCCCGUCGCGCAUUACGCCGCUGCCCCCGUCGCGCAGUACGCCGCUGCCCCCGUCGCCACCUAUGCCGCUGCCCCCGUCGUCAAAUCCCUCGCCCCCGCCGUCUCCUACCAAACCAUCUCGACUCACUCAGCUCCCGUCUCUUACGCCGCUCCCGCUGUAGCCACUUACGCCGCUGCCCCAGUUGUACACAAGACCAUCGCGCCUGUGGCUACUUACGCUAAGGCUAUCGCGCCUGCGGUGUCUUACUCUUCCUACUCUACCCACUCGACCCACGCUGCUCCCGUGGCGUACGCUGCCGCUGCUCCCGUCAUCACCAAGACCUACGCCGCCCCCGCCGUGCACACCUAUGCUGCCCCCGCUGUAUCUUACUCUGCUCCGGUUGUGACUAAAGCCAUCGCUCCCGCGGUGUCUUACUCUUCUUACUCCACUCACUCCGCGCCUGUGGCCUACGCUGCCGCCUCUCCCUUGGUCGCUAAGACUUACGCCGCGCCCGCCAUCUCUGCCUACCAUUCUGCUCCCGUCGCUUACGCCAAGACGUACGCUGCCCCCGCCGUGCACGCGUACGCUGCGCCCGCCGUGGCUACGUACGCCGCCGCCGCUCCCGUAGUCAAGACCGCCGUCACCUACUCCGCUGCCCCGGCUGUAUCCCACGUCACCUACUCUGGAGCGUACGGCAACUACGGCUGGUAAAUUUCCGAACGAACUGUGAUAAUUAUUGUUAAUGUUUUAUGUUGAUAUUUAUUGUAAUAUAAUGACAGAAAACAAAAACGAAAAUAAAUAAUUUAAAAAUA
Molecule: messenger RNA, 2981 nt
Organism: Leguminivora glycinivorella
Lineage: Eukaryota; Metazoa; Arthropoda; Insecta; Lepidoptera; Tortricidae
Gene: CPFL4
Product: calphotin-like
Exons: 6
Coding region: 52-2880 (942 amino acids)
Source: RefSeq, a predicted model, not a curated record